Messenger RNA from Penicillium oxalicum, 291 nucleotides. RefSeq lists its product as uncharacterized. The transcript has 2 exons. Bases 1 to 291 code for a protein of 96 amino acids. The record is from RefSeq and is a predicted model, not a curated record. NCBI's taxonomy places the organism in Eukaryota, Fungi, Ascomycota, Eurotiomycetes, Eurotiales, Aspergillaceae.
AUGCCCUUCACAGCUAAGUUACGCUUCGGCAGCGAAGGAAGCCGGGGCAGCUCGCUGGCGCAGGCUCCUACAGACCAGGAAUCAACGACCAUCCUCGAAACUUUGUUCGUUAUAUUUUUGCUGCCCUCGCCGGGAAUAUGCCAACAUGCUAUUCUGACCAUGGUUCUGUACUUGGGAAGAUAUGGCAGCCCAUACAAUGCAACGGACAGUUGGGGAAUUGUCUAUCAGGACUAUGAGUAUCUGUUUGACGAGGAACCACUUGCAACGCGGACUGUGAAAUAUGAACUGUAG